AUUCAUUUCAGCUGAGGUGGAUAGCACAGAUCGCUGCCACGUGAAUGGUCUAUAAUGUUUCCUCGUUUCAGCAUUAACUGUAUUUUACCUGAGAUUUCAAUAAAUACCCAUUUGGUAUUCACAUUGUAUCUCAUCAAGAGCUCAAUUGUGAUCUGUGAUUUUCUGUAUUGCAGAUUUCUGUUUGAUUUUUCUGCCUUUUGUUGGUGAAGAUGUCUUGCUGUGGUGGAAAUUGUGGGUGCGGUGCCAACUGCAGCUGUGGCAGUGGCUGUGGAGGGUGCAAGGCCUUCCCAGAGAGGAUUGUAGAGGGCCCUGUGUUUGCUGCUACUGCUUCUGACAUGGAGUGUUAUGAAGAAAUGAGUGUGGCAGGAGAGAGUGGAUGCAAAUGUGCAGGUGGGUGCAAGUGUGGAGACAACUGCACCUGCAAUCCUUGCAACUGCAAAUGAUGUAUAAAAGUAUAUAAUACACAUUAUAAUAUGUGUGGCAACCUUAUUAUAUGAUAGUUGUAUUAAAUAAGCCUUGCUGUUACACUGAUCACUGUGUGAGGAAGGAUAUUGAAGAGACAGAUGUCCAUUGUAUGUGAUUGAUGAUAAAGUUGCCUUUGUCAUUUUUCUUGUAUGGGAUUACAGGACAUGCAAAUCUGUAUGUGGGUUUUAGAUCAAUGGAAUUAAUGUUGAUUUGUGUUUGAUCUUU
Molecule: messenger RNA, 690 nt
Organism: Cryptomeria japonica (Japanese cedar)
Lineage: Eukaryota; Viridiplantae; Streptophyta; Pinopsida; Cupressales; Cupressaceae
Product: metallothionein-like protein 2A
Exons: 3
Coding region: 210-443 (77 amino acids)
Molecular function (GO): metal ion binding
Source: RefSeq, a predicted model, not a curated record